ACAGCUCAACAAGUGGUAACUUUUACUCAUCUCCUCCAAUUAUUUCUGAUUUCAUGCAUGUUUCCCUACAUUCUAUUAUGAAUCGUGUUAUGGUGUAUAAACGUUGUUUCAUAUCUCAUCUCAUCUAUUCUGAUUUUGAUUCUCUUGCCUACUGUAAUCGACCACACAUCACAUGGCAAGCAUCACAGCUUCACACCACUUUGUGUCAAGAAGCCAAACUUCACUAGACACCAAAUCAACCUUGUCACAGAUAGGACUCAGGAACCAUACUCUGACUCACAAUGGUUUAAGGGCUGUUAACAAGCUUGAUGGGCUCCAAUCAAGAACUAAUACUAAGGUAACACCCAAGAUGGCAUCCAGAACUGAGACCAAGAGACCUGGAUGCUCAGCUACCAUUGUUUGUGGAAAGGGAAUGAACUUGAUCUUUGUGGGUACUGAGGUUGGUCCUUGGAGCAAAACUGGUGGACUAGGUGAUGUUCUUGGUGGACUACCACCAGCCCUUGCAGUAAGUCUUUCAUUUGGUUACCUACUCAUUCAUUACUUAUUUUGUUUAGUUAGUUUCUACUGCAUCAGUCUUUUUAUCAUUUAGGCCCGCGGACAUCGGGUAAUGACAAUAUCCCCCCGUUAUGACCAAUACAAAGAUGCUUGGGAUACUAGCGUAGCGGUUGAGGUCAAAGUUGGAGACAGCAUUGAAAUUGUUCGUUUCUUUCACUGCUAUAAACGUGGGGUUGAUCGUGUUUUUGUUGACCACCCAAUGUUCUUGGAGAAAGUUUGGGGCAAAACUGGUUCAAAAAUCUAUGGCCCCAAAGCUGGACUAGAUUAUCUGGACAAUGAACUUAGGUUCAGCUUGUUGUGUCAAGCAGCCCUAGAGGCACCUAAAGUUUUGAAUUUGAACAGUAGCAACUACUUCUCAGGACCAUAUGGAGAGGAUGUUCUCUUCAUUGCCAAUGAUUGGCACACAGCUCUCAUUCCUUGCUACUUGAAGUCAAUGUACCAGUCCAGAGGAAUCUAUUUGAAUGCCAAGGUCGCUUUCUGCAUCCAUAACAUUGCCUACCAAGGCCGAUUUUCUUUCUCUGACUUCCCUCUUCUCAAUCUUCCUGAUGAAUUCAGGGGUUCUUUUGAUUUCAUUGAUGGAUAUGAGAAGCCUGUUAAGGGUAGGAAAAUCAACUGGAUGAAGGCUGGGAUAUUAGAAUCACAUAGGGUGGUUACAGUGAGCCCAUACUAUGCCCAAGAACUUGUCUCUGCUGUUGACAAGGGUGUUGAAUUGGACAGUGUCCUUCGUAAGACUUGCAUAACUGGGAUUGUGAAUGGCAUGGAUACACAAGAGUGGAACCCAGCGACUGACAAAUACACAGAUGUCAAAUACGAUAUAACCACUGUCAUGGACGCAAAACCUUUACUAAAGGAGGCUCUUCAAGCAGCAGUUGGCUUGCCUGUUGACAAGAAGAUCCCUUUGAUUGGCUUCAUCGGCAGACUUGAGGAGCAGAAAGGUUCAGAUAUUCUUGUUGCUGCAAUUCACAAGUUCAUCGGAUUGGAUGUUCAAAUUGUAGUCCUUGGAACUGGCAAAAAGGAGUUUGAGCAGGAGAUUGAACAGCUCGAAGUGUUGUACCCUAACAAAGCUAAAGGAGUGGCAAAAUUCAAUGUCCCUUUGGCUCACAUGAUCACUGCUGGUGCUGAUUUUAUGUUGGUUCCAAGCAGAUUUGAACCUUGUGGUCUCAUUCAGUUACAUGCUAUGCGAUAUGGAACAGUGCCAAUCUGUGCAUCGACUGGUGGACUUGUUGACACUGUGAAAGAAGGCUAUACUGGAUUCCAUAUGGGAGCCUUCAAUGUUGAAUGCGAUGUUGUUGACCCAGCUGAUGUGCUUAAGAUAGUAACAACAGUUGCUAGAGCUCUUGCAGUCUAUGGCACCCUCGCAUUUGCUGAGAUGAUAAAAAAUUGCAUGUCAGAGGAACUCUCCUGGAAGGAACCUGCCAAGAAAUGGGAGACAUUGCUAUUGGGCUUAGGAGCUUCUGGCAGUGAACCCGGUGUUGAAGGGGAAGAAAUCGCUCCACUUGCCAAGGAAAAUGUAGCCACUCCCUAAAUGAGCUUUGGUUAUCCUUGUUUCAACAAUAAGAUCAUUAAGCAAACGUAUUUACUAGCGAACUAUGUAGAACCCUAUUAUGGGGUCUCAAUCAUCUACAAAAUGAUUGGUUUUUGCUGGGGAGCAGCAGCAUAUUAGGCUGUAAAAUCCUGGUUAAUGAUUUUGUAGGUAAGGGCUAUUUAAGGUUGUGUGGAUCAAAGUCAAUAGAAAAUAGUUAUUACUAACGUUUGCAACUAAAUACUUAGUAAUGUAGCAUAAAUAAUACUAGUAGCUAAUAUAUAUGCGUGAAUUUGUUGUACCUUUUCUUGCAUAAUUAUUUGCAGUACAUAUAUAAUGAAAAUUACCCAAGGAAUCAA
This is a messenger RNA of Solanum tuberosum (potato), 2436 nucleotides long. It is a transcript of the gene GBSS, whose product is annotated as granule-bound starch synthase. The transcript has 13 exons. NCBI's taxonomy places the organism in Eukaryota, Viridiplantae, Streptophyta, Magnoliopsida, Solanales, Solanaceae. The record is from RefSeq and is a predicted model, not a curated record. Gene Ontology annotation, molecular function: alpha-1,4-glucan glucosyltransferase (UDP-glucose donor) activity. The coding region runs from base 608 to 2080 and encodes 490 amino acids.